ACUUCUUCUAUUGCUUACAAAAAGCCCGCUCGCUCCUUUCAUUUCACUUGUAUUACCAUCGGUACACGGGGCGACGUUCAACCUUACAUCGCCUUAUGUAAAGGGCUUAUGAAAGAAGGCCAUCGUUGUCGAAUAGCUACCCAUGAGGAAUUCAAGGACUGGAUAGAAGAACAUCAUAUUGAAUUCAGAAGCAUUGGAGGCGACCCUGGUGAACUCAUG
Messenger RNA from Mycotypha africana, 219 nucleotides. RefSeq names its product glycosyltransferase family 28 N-terminal domain-containing protein. Gene Ontology annotation, biological process: carbohydrate metabolic process. Gene Ontology annotation, molecular function: hexosyltransferase activity. The record is from RefSeq and is a predicted model, not a curated record. The transcript has a single exon. The annotation marks the transcript as partial. Lineage: Eukaryota; Fungi; Mucoromycota; Mucoromycetes; Mucorales; Mycotyphaceae.